CGCCACCCUUGAGGCCUGCUGACCGGCACCCAGUCGCCGUCUCCGCCCCUGAAUCCUGCAGCCCUCGGGUCUCCUCUCGGCCCCAGGUCCCACUCCCCCAGCCUCCGGUGUCCGCCCUGGCAGCCCUACGGUUCCUCACCUGCGUCCUCCCUGGAACAGGCAGACACUGCGCCCCCCGGAAGUCGGCGGCGAGCAGCAGCGACCGCGGAGCGACGGCGGGCGGCCCCGGGCAUGUAUGCCCCGGGAGGCGGAGGCGCAGGGCUGCCCGGCGGGCGCCGGCGGAGGAGCCCGGGAGGCAGUGCUCUGCCCAAGCAGCCGGAGCGUAGCCUGGCCUCGGCCCUGCCGGGCGCCUUGUCCAUCACGGCGCUGUGCACUGCCCUCGCCGAGCCUGCCUGGUUGCACAUCCACGGUGGCACCUGUUCCCGCCAGGAGCUGGGGGUCUCCGACGUACUGGGCUAUGUGCAUCCGAACCUGCUUAAAGACUUCUGCAUGAAUCCCCAGACGGUGCUGCUUCUGCGGGUCAUUGCCACCUUCUGCUUCCUGGGCAUCCUGUGUAGCCUCUCCGCAUUCCUCCCAGAUGUCUUUGGGCCCAAACAUCCAGCCCUGAAGAUCACCCGUCGCUAUGCCUUUGCCCACAUCCUCACAGUCCUGCAGUGUGCGACCGUCAUCGGCUUUUCCUACUGGGCUUCCGAACUCAUCCCGGCCCAGCAGCAGCAACAUAAGAAGUACCAUGGUUCCCAGGUGUAUGUCACCUUUGCUGUUAGUUUCUACCUGGUGGCAGGAGCUGGUGGAGCCUCAAUCCUGGCCACAGCAGCCAACCUCCUACGCCACUACCCGACAGAGGAGGAGGAGCAGGCGCUGGAGCUGCUGUCUGAGAUGGAGGAGACCGAGCCCUACGCCUCGGAAUAUGAGGUCAUCAAUCAAUUCCAGCCGCCCCCGGCCUACACACCCUAAUGCCAGCCUAGGCCUUCUUCCUCCCUGCUCCCACUUGGCGGCUCCUCCCACCCAAGGAGCGCCUUCCCCCAGCAGGCCUCACUGGUAGGAUCCUGAGCAUCUUCACCAAACCUUUCCCAGGAGAGAGACUGCCUUUUGGAUUGUUCAUGCAUCCUUGCUCUUGAAACCUGGGGUUCAUGGAUUUUAUAUCAUGCACUGUUUCCCCUCUUGCCACCUUCCUGUCCCUGAGGUCACUAGUCAUUAUCAACCAGGGAUGGUCAUACAAGUUUUCUCCCUUCAUGGGCCAUAUCUUUCAGACCAGAACUUUCUUUCCUUGGGGAGCUACUGACAGUGGACUGUCUCAGAGAGAGGUGUGUCAACAGGGCCCAAGGAAAAGGGGACUGUGCCAUGCAGGCUUCCUUCAUAAUGGUCAGCGGGUUCCACAGCUGCAGCUGUGGGGUGACCCCGCCCCAUUCCUUCUCAGAGUGCCCAGUGGCAGGCCGCCCGCUCUGGAAAUCUCUGCACUUUAGUCUUUGGACUUCCCAUCCUCCAUGUUCUGGUUUGACAGUGAGACGGAAUUGCUGUUGAGAAGCAGAACAAGUCAUCCCCACCCUGCCCUGGCUUAGGUGGCUGGAGCCCAGGCAAGGAGAGCAGCGGGUAUGGGCCUGAGGCCUCCUGGUGCCCAGAAAGGAUCAGAGUGAAGGGGCUGAACCUCUCCAGCCCCUUCACCUUUUAAAAUUGAGUGGUUUUAAAAGGAAAAAACAAAA
Myotis myotis is the source of this 1700-nucleotide messenger RNA. Its product is annotated as transmembrane protein 127-like. The transcript has a single exon. The coding region runs from base 232 to 954 and encodes 240 amino acids. Gene Ontology annotation, biological process: negative regulation of cell population proliferation; negative regulation of TOR signaling. The record is from RefSeq and is a predicted model, not a curated record. Lineage: Eukaryota; Metazoa; Chordata; Mammalia; Chiroptera; Vespertilionidae. Gene Ontology annotation, cellular component: membrane.